CCCUGCGCGGCCAUAGCGGGGAGACAGCGCGGCCCUUCCCCCGCCGCAUGGGAGGGAGCCGCCGCCGCCGCCGCCUCGCCGCGCGCAGGAGGAGACGCGGAACAGGUGGCCGGAGGCAGCAGCGAGCGCUGGCACCGCCCCGGCGGCGGCCGAGCAUGUGAGCGGGGCCCCCGCAGCGCCGGCCGGGGACUCGGCCGGUCCGCAGCAGCCGCCGCCGCCGCCCUCCCUGGGGCCGGGCUCCUGCCCGGUGCUGGCGGCUGGCCGCGGGGGGCGCAGAGCCAGGCGCGCCCGGAGCUGGGGGCCGAGCAGCGCGCGCGGGGCAGGAUGAAAGUCACCGUGUGCUUCGGGCGGACCCGGGUGGUCGUGCCCUGCGGGGACGGCAACAUGAAAGUUUUCAGCCUCAUCCAGCAAGCGGUGACCAGGUACAAGAAGGCGAUCGCCAAGGAUCCAAACUAUUGGAUACAAGUACAUCGCCUGGAGCAUGGGGAUGGAGGAAUCCUAGACCUUGAUGACACUCUUUGUGAUGUAGCUGACGACAAAGAUAGACUCGUAGCCAUAUUUGAUGAACAAGAUCCACAUCAUGGAGGUGAUGGCACCAGCGCUAGCUCGACGGGCACUCAAAGUCCAGAGAUUUUUGGCAGUGAACUUGGCUCCAACUCUGUGUCAGCCUUUCAGCCUUAUCAAGCAACAAGUGAAAUUGAGGUCACACCUUCAGUUCUUCGUGCAAAUAUGCCUCUUCAUGUACGGCGUAGCAGUGACCCCGCAUUGAUUGGCCUUUCGACCUCUGUAAGCGAUACUAAUUUUUCUUCAGAAGAACCUUCCCGAAAAAACCCCACAAGAUGGUCCACAACAGCAGGCUUCCUCAAGCAGAACACCCCUGGGAUGCCCAGUAGUCAUGACAGAAAGAAAGAUGAAAACUACAGAAGCUUACCUCGGGAUACUAGUAACUGGUCUAACCAGUUUCAGAGAGAGAAUGCUCGCUCAUCGUUAAGUGCCAGUCAUCCCAUGGUGGACAAGUGGCUGGAGAGGCAAGAACAGGAUGAAGAUGGGACAGAGGAGGACAACAGCAGAGUUGAACCAGUUGGACAUGCAGACAGUGGUUUGGAGAGCACCACCAACUUUUCCUUAGAUGAUAUGGUAAAGCUCGUAGAAGUCUCCAAUGACGGCGGGCCUUUGGGAAUCCAUGUAGUGCCUUUCAGUGCCAGAGGCGGAAGAACCCUGGGGUUGUUAGUAAAACGACUGGAGAAAGGUGGAAAAGCUGAACAAGAAAACCUUUUUCAUGAGAAUGAUUGUAUUGUCAGGAUUAAUGAUGGAGACCUUCGCAAUAGGAGAUUUGAACAAGCACAGCAUAUGUUUCGUCAAGCCAUGCGUUCGCCCAUCAUUUGGUUCCAUGUGGUUCCUGCAGCAAAUAAAGAGCAAUAUGAACAGUUAUCCCAAAGUGAGAAGAACAUGUACUACUCCAGUCGGUUUAGCCCUGAUUCCCAGUAUAUCGACAACAAGAGUAUUAACAAUGCUGGACUUCACACAUUACAAAGAAUAUCUAGAAUGAGUAACCAGACAGAUCAAACAGACUCUUACUCACAGCUACCUCAUAGUGUGAAUUCAUCAGGGAAACCACCAUCAGGCCUGGCUCCAUCACCUCAAAAAGUUCUUACCUCCACUACAAACAGUGGUUAUAACACCAAAAAGAUAGGGAAGAGACUUAAUAUACAACUGAGAAAAGGUACAGAAGGCUUGGGAUUUAGCAUCACCUCAAGAGAUGUACCCAUUGGUGGCUCAGCUCCAAUUUAUGUGAAAAACAUCCUUCCAAGAGGUGCAGCUAUUCAAGAUGGGAGACUAAAGGCUGGAGACCGACUUAUUGAGGUAAAUGGAGUUGAUUUAACCGGCAAAACCCAGGAGGAAGCUGUCUCCCUGCUGAGAAACACUAAGAUGGGAGGGACUGUGAGCCUUUUGAUUUUCCGUCAGGAAGAAACAUUCCAUCCAAGGGAACUGAGUGCAGAACAAAGCCAGUCACAAAUUGCAAAGGAAACGAAAUCAGAAGAAGAAGAUCUUGUUCUUACACCUGAUGGCACCAGGGAAUUCCUGACAUUUGAAGUUCCACUUAAUGAUUCUGGAUCAGCUGGUCUUGGUGUCAGUGUCAAAGGUAACCGGUCAAAAGAAAACCAUGCGGAUUUGGGAAUCUUUGUCAAGUCCAUUAUUAACGGAGGAGCAGCGUCAAAGGAUGGCAGGCUUCGAGUGAAUGAUCAGCUAAUAGCUGUAAAUGGAGAAUCAUUAUUAGGCAAGACAAACCAAGAUGCUAUGGAAACCCUAAGAAGGUCCAUGUCUACAGAAGGAAACAAACGAGGAAUGAUUCAGCUUAUUGUAGCUAGACGAAUAAGUAAAUGCAAUGAGUUGGAGUCACCUGGAAGCCCUCCUGGGCCAGAGCUGCCUAUAGAUACUAUACUGGAUGACAGGGAACGUAGAAUUUCCCAUUCGCUAUACAGUGGGAUUGAGGGUCUCAGCGAAUCGCCCACAAGGACUGCGGCACUAAGUAGGAUAAUGGGUAAAUACCAGCUGUCUCCAACAGUGAACAUGCCACAGGAUGACACUGUUAUUAUUGAAGACGAUAGACUGCCAGUACUUCCACCACAUCUUUCUGACCAAUCAUCUUCCAGCUCCCAUGAUGAUGUAGGAUUUGGAACCACAGAUGUUGGCGCAUGGGCUAAAGCCACAAUUAAUGAAUCUACAGACUGCACUCUUAGUCCAGAUGUUGAUCCAGUGCUUGCCUUCCAGCGAGAGGGUUUCGGACGCCAGAGCAUGUCAGAAAAACGCACAAAGCAAUUUUCAGAUGCCAGUCAGUUGGAGUUUGUUAAAACGCGAAAAUCCAAAAGCAUGGAUUUAGUAGCUGACGAGACUAAGCUCAGUACAGUGGAUGACCAGAAAACAGGUUCCCCAACAAGAGAUGUGGGUCCUUCAUUAGGUCUGAAGAAAUCCAGCUCAUUAGAAAGUCUACAGACAGCUGUUGCUGAGGUGACUUUGAAUGGUGACAUUCCCUUCCAUCGUCCACGCCCACGGAUAAUACGAGGACGAGGUUGCAAUGAGAGCUUCAGAGCUGCAAUUGACAAAUCAUAUGAUAAACCUGUUGCAGAUGAUGACGAUGAAGGAAUGGAGACCUUGGAGGAAGACACAGAGGAGAGUUCAAGAUCAGGCAGAGAAUCUGUGUCCACAGCAAGUGACCAGCCAUCUCACUCACUGGAGAGACAGAUGAAUGGAAGCCAAGAUAAAGGUGACAGAAAAAAGGCUGGAAAGGACAAGAAGAAAGACCGCGAUAAAGAGAAGGAUAAAAUUAAGGCAAAGAAAGGAAUGCUCAAAGGCUUAGGAGACAUGUUCAGGUUUGGCAAACAUCGCAAAGAUGACAAGAUUGAGAAAACUGGUAAAAUUAAAGUUCAGGAAGCCCUUACUUCAGAAGAGGAGAGAAUACGAAUGAAGCAAGAACAGGAGAGAAUUCAAGCUAAAACUCGGGAAUUUCGAGAGAGACAAGCUCGUGAACGUGACUAUGCCGAGAUCCAAGAUUUUAACCGGACAUUUGGAUGUGAGGCUGACCCAGUGUAUGCUGGAAUGGAUUCAUAUGACUCUUCCACAAACAGUGGUGCAAUGACUUUUAACACCAGGCCACAAAGCCCCAAGGAAGGACAGACAGUUGAAGCGUUGUAUGCCCAAGUGAAGAAACCAAGAAAUUCAAAGUCUUCACCUGUAGACAGCAACAGAUCAACUCCUAGCAAUCAUGACCGGAUACAGCGUCUGAGGCAAGAAUUUCAGCAAGCAAAGCAAGACGAAGAUGUGGAAGACCGCAGACGUACCUAUAGUUUUGAACAACCAUGGCCAAACUCCAAGACAUACUCACAGAGUGGCAGACACUCCGUAUCUGUAGAAGUUCAGAUGCAGCGGCAACGACAAGAAGAAAGAGAAAGUUUCCAACAAGCUCAGCGCCAGUAUAGCUCAUUACCCAGGCAGAGCAGGAAAAAUGCAAGUUCUGUAUCUCAAGAUUCCUGGGAACAGAGCUACUCUCCUGGUGAAGGGUUCCAGACUGCAAAGGAAAACCCCAGGUAUUCCAGCUACCAAGGAUCAAGAAACGGCUAUACAGGAGGACAUGGCUUCAAUGCCAGGGUAAUGCUGGAAACACAAGAACUGCUCCGUCAAGAGCAGAGGCGGAAAGAGCAACAACUGAAAAAAAAGACAUCUUCUGAAGGGCCUAACAACUAUGACUCAUAUAAGAAAAUUCAGGACCCUACUUAUGUCCCUCCGAAAGGUCCUUUCAGGCAAGAUGUACCACCUUCACCAUCUCAGGUAGCCAGGCUGAACAGAUUACAAACUCCAGAAAAGGGAAGGCCAUUUUAUUCUUGAGUUGAAGAAAAAGAUGAUCAACAUAUCAUGCAAUAAAGAACAUUUUCAUAUAAAGACUUGUAUUUCAAAACCUGUUUAAACUGAUGGUACUAAGGAAUACAUCUGUUGUCUGCUUCAGUGCCUUUAGCAAUAUGGGCAAAGAAUUGAUAGGCCUUAUGUUUUUGCUAUUCUGUCCCAAGUGUUAUAUUCAUGGAAGGAUUUUCCACCAUUUGACAAUCAUACUAUAGGUAAGCAGCGUGUUGGUUACCAAGCAUCCUAGCCCAGUCCAGUAGUUGUCAAUGGCUUAUUAUUAGGAUUUACUCUAAUGUGUUCUACUUUGCAGUGAGUUAUUGCACAACAUACAGCAUUGUGGCAUAAAUUAAAUAAUUUGAAGUUGAAGAAGGCAUUGACACAUCUUUAUUAUUUCUCUUGGGGUGGGGGCCGGGUUACAUAUCACUCUUGAGUGGAUAGGGCUUAAGUCCACUGAAGAUCAAAGUUCUAAGAUGUUUUAUGGUGGAAUCAUUUACAGUCUUUGUUGAUCAAUAUUUAAUUGUCUAUAUUCUAAAAAACUGUUUUUCUCCUGUUAUGCACACAUUCUCUUUCUCUGAGCUCAUAUAAAAAGUCUUUAUCCUGAUUCAUAAGUAAAACAACAUUACGGCUUUCAGUUAUCCUGGAAAUCCUUUUACAAUGUCUUAUAUCUUAACAUGUAGUACUUUACCAGUGAAAUAACUAAAGAGAGGGUAUUAUAUUUAUAAAUAAAAUCUCAGUCCAGACUAUGACAGAUAUAUUUGUUCUUUCAUGAAAUAUGAGGAAUUGUGGAAAAACUUAAGGCUGGAUUGUGAUUUGUUUUCCUUAAAAAUGUAUGAGGUCAUGUGAAAAUUGUACCUAAGAAAAGAAUUAGGGAAGAAUUACCCCACAAUCAUCCUAUAUAUGAUUAUAAUUCACUUGUCUUUAUUAUGGGAGGGUUGGGAGGAGGGCUUAGAGCAAGACCAAAUGAAAUCAGACCUUCUUUUUGGAUCAAAAAACUAAAAAAACCAAAACAACUAAAAAAAACCCAGAAAACAAACACAUACACCCAACUCUUUUUUCUAUCAUUUGUAAAGUUUUGUGGAUGAUCACCUUGUGAUUCUAUAUGCUGUACCUUUGCAUUGUGGUACCACAUUAAAAAGAAACUCUAAAAUGUAUGAAUAAGAGAUAAAUGGAGACAAUCUGUUACACAUCAUCCUGAAAACAUGUUAAUGUCCAAAAAUAACUGAAAUAAGAUUGCUCUAGCAGUGAUAUUUAAUGUGCAUAUGGGAUAUGAGAAUUUCUUUUGCAGCAGCUGUUUUUAUGUUUGUUGGUCUGAACUUCAUGUAUGGUAAAUAUAUAGCUGGGUUACUAAAGUGCCUGCAAAUCCUUAUGUGAAAAGGCUUGAGAUUAAGACUCAACAUAUCAUGCUUAAAAAAAGAAAGAAAAAAGAAAAAUCUUAGAUUGUGUGAUUUAAAAUAUGCCUUUUUUUUUUUUUACUGGCACAUUUUAUUUUUGCAUCAACCAGUUUUUAGAAUAUAUGUGACCUUUCAGCACAUAUAUCUGUCUUUAUGCCUGUUUGGUAAUGGUUUUUGUUGUUAAUAAUGUACUCCAGUGUUUAAAAAUUGUUACUAAUGUAAACACAGUGACAUUGGAUGACAAUGGCUCUUUUACGCAGAGUUUACAAAACUGCGUAAAACGGCUUUCCCUGUACAUAUGAAAUUUAGAAUAAAAGGCUGUUUCCAUUCUGGUCUUAGCAUUGCCUGUUCUAUUCCUUAGUAUUGCCUAUGGAACCUUACGAAAACUGGAGCAGUCAUUACCUUUAAAAAUAUUUAACA
Messenger RNA from Dermochelys coriacea (leatherback sea turtle), 6206 nucleotides. RefSeq names its product par-3 family cell polarity regulator (gene PARD3). The coding region runs from base 325 to 4383 and encodes 1352 amino acids. The transcript is spliced from 25 exons. Gene Ontology annotation, biological process: establishment of cell polarity; microtubule cytoskeleton organization; intracellular protein localization. Gene Ontology annotation, cellular component: apical plasma membrane; apical junction complex; cell cortex. The record is from RefSeq and is a predicted model, not a curated record. Gene Ontology annotation, molecular function: phosphatidylinositol binding; protein binding. Lineage: Eukaryota; Metazoa; Chordata; Testudines; Dermochelyidae.